This is a messenger RNA of Pneumocystis murina B123, 915 nucleotides long. RefSeq lists its product as hypothetical. NCBI's taxonomy places the organism in Eukaryota, Fungi, Ascomycota, Pneumocystomycetes, Pneumocystales, Pneumocystaceae. Gene Ontology annotation, molecular function: antiporter activity; GDP-mannose transmembrane transporter activity. The record is from RefSeq and is a predicted model, not a curated record. The coding region runs from base 1 to 915 and encodes 304 amino acids. Gene Ontology annotation, cellular component: membrane; Golgi apparatus. The transcript is spliced from 11 exons.
AUGUUGAUUAUUCAAUUACUCAUAUCACUUGCAAUUCUUCAUGUUUUUGAAAUUUUUAAAAUUAUUUCUUUGCCAAAAUUUACAUUUUCUAUAGUGAAACAAUGGCUUCCAAUAUCAUUUUUAUUUAUUAGCAUGAUCUAUACAAGUAGUAAAGCGCUUCAAUUUCUUUCAAUUCCAAUUUAUACUAUUUUUAAAAAUUUAACAAUUAUUUUAACUGCAUAUGGAGAAGUGUUUUUUAUGGGGGGUUCUGUAUCUAAAGUUACUUUGUUGUCAUUUUGUAUGAUGAUUUUAUCCUCUUUUAUGAUAGCAUGGGAAGAUCUGUAUUCUUUGUUAUCAAGGUUAUGGUUUCGUCAAUCUUUUCUACUCGAUCAUUCCUUUUUAUAUUAUGGAUACCUUUGGAUAAUCAUAAAUUGUAUAUGUAGCUCAGCAUAUGUUUUAGAAACUCGAAAAAAAAUUAAAUCCGGUCAUUUUACUGAUUUUGACUCAAUGUUUUACAGCAAUUUACUUGGCAUUCCAAUUUUAAUUAUUUGCACAUUGAUUAUGGACGAUUGGAGCAGUGAAAAUAUUGCACGUAAUAGAAUAAAUAUAAUUCCGAUCAUUGCAAUAUUAUUAUCCGGUAUUUUUUCUGCUGGAUUAGGUUAUACUUCUUUAUGGUGUAUCAGAGUAACAUCAUCGACAACUUAUAGUAUGAUAGGUGCCUUAAAUAAGUUACCUGUAUCUAUUACUGGUUUAAUUUUUUUUCAUACACCUGUGACCUUUUCAACAAUAAGUGCUAUUAUUCUCGGUUUUUUUUCCGGAUUUCUUUAUGUAAUUGAAAAAAGUCAUGAUAUUUAUCAAUACCCUUUUUUUUCUCGUACAACUUUCUCUUAUUUAACUAAACGUUUAUGUCGUUAUAAUAAUAAAAUAUCGCUAUAA